Lindgomyces ingoldianus is the source of this 1522-nucleotide messenger RNA. RefSeq lists its product as uncharacterized. The transcript has 6 exons. The record is from RefSeq and is a predicted model, not a curated record. The annotation marks the transcript as partial. NCBI's taxonomy places the organism in Eukaryota, Fungi, Ascomycota, Dothideomycetes, Pleosporales, Lindgomycetaceae.
GAAGGGUUCCCACGCACAAUCAACGAACCUGAGAGGCAGCGGAUCGCUAGUGGGUCUUUUGGCCUUACAUAUCUGAUACUUGGAAAAUCCUUUUGAAUUUCAACAGGGUCUUCUGUGAAAAGCAUAGAUCGCCCCAUCCUCUGAUGUCGCCAUGGACUAACUUUCAGACUUCAAUGUUGUUAGCCAAGCUCGCCCGACUGACGUCCUACAUCCCUUUUGCCCAGCUCUGGAAGCUUCGUCGGGAGGAUGGGUGAGAAGCAGACGAUUGCACUGGCCUCUUGUGCUUUCUUGCUUGGACUAAGUUUAGUCUUUGUUGCUGCGAGGAUUUAUGUUCGUUGUCGGAUGCUAAGGAAUGCGGGGAAGGAUGAUUUGCUUUGCGUUUUGGCCGCUGCCCUCAGCAUCGUUGAAACAGUCUUUAUGUUCUUUGAGGUCAAGUACGGGUCCGGAAAACGGAGAUCUCAGCUAAGCUCUGUGGAGCUUGAGAAGCAACGAUUCACUGUUUUCAUGAGCAUAAUGCCGUACUUAAUCGGACUUAUGUUUGUCAAAAUGUCCAUCAUCUACCAAAUGCGGCGCUUCUUCUCCUCAUUCUACUCCCCCACCCUCAGCUUUAUAUGCCAUCUCGUUCUUGUCCUCAUCAUUGCUACAACGAUUGCACACCUCUGUGUAUCAAUCCUGCAAUGUCGACCUAUUCAAGGAUUCUGGAGGGGGUCCUUGAACGCCAAAUGUCUAGAUCUCGCGAGGAUCAACUACGCGUACCUCGCGGUUAACGCCUUCACCGACCUGGUGUUACUAGUGCUGCCGAUGCCGACUUUGUAUCGCUUGCGACUGCGGAAAGCGGAAAAGAGGGCUGUCGUGGGGAUUUUUGCCUUGGGAGGAUUUGCGGCUCUCACCUCCAUCCUCCGCAUCCCCUACGUUCUCCUUAUGGACCGAGGUGGCGAUCCCGUCUAUCACGGCUUCGGCAUCUUAGUCUGGACACGCGUCGAACUCGGUGUCUCCAUAAUCUGUGCCUGUCUACCAUGCCUACGCGCUCCACUCGCUCAACGCUUCCCACAUAUUUGGGGCAGCGUGUCCCGCUCUAGCAGCGACUGCUCAGGACCAUCCUUCUUCCGGUCCCGAAAUCGAGAAAGCAUGAAGGGCUUGAGUAGAUUAGACAGCAACCGCAAAAGCUACGCCAACAACGGCCCUGCCACAUACUACGCACGCUUCGACGACGACCUCGAAACCGAAGAUUGUGAAAUGAAGAAAAUUCUCUCUCAACCUAUCGCGCAACCCGAGGACCCAGAACCGGAAAUAGUUAAGCUUACCGCACCACAGCCGUAUCCGUUUAAUCAACUCCAAGCAGAGAUGAAAUCGCGCAGGAGCGAGGAUAACAAUAACGGCCUCAAUUCUCUGGAUCAGAAAAUUACAGUUACGACGGUUACGCAGCAAAGGAUCUCACAUCAUGAACCUGGCAGCGUGAUUCAGAAACCAAGGGGCGUGUUAGCGAGGGCGUGGAGUGAGAGGAAGAAUGAAAGGCAGAAGG